GAGAACUAUUAUAGUGGCGCCAAGGUCAGAACCACCAUUCGGACUUUCUUCUUUACAAAAUCAUCUACGAAUAUAUGUAAUAAUGUCACUCUACUUAGGUGCGGACGAUUAAAAACACUACAGAUUCACUUCAUUGUUUGUGAAAAAAAAUAAUAGAUUAAUGGUAAAGUGUAGUGCAUGUGAUCAUAUCCGAUAAUACGAGAGCAAUAAAGUUCAAAAAGUGAAAAAUAAGACACUUGCAGAAUAAGCUAUUGACAUUUUCGUGAAACUAAAGUAUUUUUUGUAAUAUCUUUCGAAUAUAUGAAAAUACAUAAUAAUUAUUAAGUAAAUUAUCUAUUUUUAAAAUAUAUCGCACAUAUAUUACGCGCACUCUCGGUCCGCUUGAAGAAUGAGCAAAACAGUUUUGCAUUGGAGCUACCGUGACUAUCGCAAUGUUCCCAUUGACCUGUUCCUGUACGAAAACCUGGAGGAGGUAUAUUUAAAGGAAAAUUUCAUUGCUGAAAUUCCUAAAUGGCUGUUGAAUUUGACAAAUUUAAAAUUCAUUCAUUUGUCGGGGAAUGCUCUCGAAAGACUGCCGGAUGAUAUUUAUCAUUUGGAGAAUUUGGAAUUUUUAGAUGUGUCAAAUAAUAAAAUUACUAGUCUUCCCCAUACUAUUGGUGAAAUGAAGGCUCUCCAAAGGCUGAACGUAAGUGGCAACAAAUUGGAGGAGAUUCCCAAAGGUAUUGGCCGUUUGAAGAAGUUGGAAGUACUUGACAUAAGCGCAAAUCAGCUAACGUCAUUGCCAAUGGAAAUGUCGGAAUGCAGCCAUCUAAAUGAGCUUUCAAUGAGUGACAACACUCAAUUGACAUACAUACCGGAAAGAAUAGCCAAUAUGCAAUCCUUACAGUUUUUGGCUGCGGAACGUUGUGGAUUACUGUACCUACCGGCUGCUUUGGCGAAGUUUCUCAAUCGGGUGAAUAUAUUUCAAAACCCUACAAUUACGCAUAUUCCUAUGAUCUAUGAAAAUUUUUUUGCCAGUGUCUAUGAUGCAAUACAAAUCGGAAUGCCAAGAAACUUUGAACACCCUCACUUUUUCUUCGUUCGAGAAAAAGCCACCAACACAAAAUUAUUACUUCCAUUUGGAACUUUAGAAGUCUUCCCUGUGCCAUCGAUUGAGAAUCGGAUCACACUCUAUGAUGAUUGCCUUCAUUCGUUGAAUUACUUGAAUCUCUUCCUACCUAUCUACAACAAUCAAAUACUUCUAAGCUCACUGCCAACCAAAUACAUGGGUGAUCACAUAAAGAAUGGUCCAAUUGCCCGUUGCACCUACAGAAAUUGUUUUAACCCUUUGUAUACAUCGUAUUAUUUUAUGCCCGUCAAAAGGCGAAACAGUACAUCGAAGAUCAUUUUUACAUGCAACUUCUGUAGCAUGUAUUGUGCAAAUCUGUGGACCAAGGAAACCAGUAAGAAGUACUAUAGCAUCGAAUGGGAAUGUUGUCAUGCUGAUGAUUAAGUUUGUACUAAUGGAGAUCGUUUAAACAGGCCAAUUAAACAUUUUACUUUGAGCAAAUUUUGUGAUUUAUAUAUAUAAAUACCGUUUUACCUGAAACUAAGUUAUAACUUGGAAAGAUUUAUACCAAAAAUCAACAUUAUACAAUAUUCCUCUUGUACAUUGUUAAAUCUGAAUGUUUAAACCAACUGUUCUGAUUAAAAAUAUAUCAUUUAUGUAGAUAAGUAACAAGAA
This is a messenger RNA of Eupeodes corollae, 1723 nucleotides long. RefSeq names its product leucine-rich repeat protein soc-2 homolog. Bases 389 to 1492 code for a protein of 367 amino acids. The transcript has 5 exons. Gene Ontology annotation, molecular function: protein binding. Lineage: Eukaryota; Metazoa; Arthropoda; Insecta; Diptera; Syrphidae. The record is from RefSeq and is a predicted model, not a curated record.